AUGAGCGCCAUCAUUCCCAGCUACAAGCAUGACCUGCCCCCGGACCCAACGUCGACGCGUAACGGCCCAGAGGAGACGGCCCCGGGCGCAGGGUACUCGUUCAGCUCGAGCACGAUCGUGCGCGUCGCCAUCGCGGCGGGCAUCAUCGUCAUUGCCAUGUCAGCGUUGGUCGUCUUCAUGAAGGUCACGACGUGGAUUCGAUACCGCCAGCGAUUGAACCGCACCAUUGCGCUCCGGAACCAGCUCGACGCCGAAGAGCAGGCCCGCGCGUUCGAAAUGGCCGCGUGGUCAGAUGUACCGGGUCAAGCUCCUGUCGAGGCCACGGCGACCGGGGUGCGACCUCGCGCGUGGUGGCGACUCUGGUCACGCCACUCCAAGGCCGACAAGGACAAGGUCAAACCCCAUCGUCGCGGUAGAACGAACGCAUAUGCUGUGUACGAGUGGGAGGGGGUGCCGCAGUGA
This is a messenger RNA of Vanrija pseudolonga, 462 nucleotides long. RefSeq lists its product as uncharacterized. The record is from RefSeq and is a predicted model, not a curated record. The transcript is spliced from 2 exons. NCBI's taxonomy places the organism in Eukaryota, Fungi, Basidiomycota, Tremellomycetes, Trichosporonales, Trichosporonaceae. The coding region runs from base 1 to 462 and encodes 153 amino acids.